Cryptosporidium ubiquitum is the source of this 2166-nucleotide messenger RNA. RefSeq lists its product as uncharacterized. The transcript has a single exon. The record is from RefSeq and is a predicted model, not a curated record. Bases 1 to 2166 code for a protein of 721 amino acids. NCBI's taxonomy places the organism in Eukaryota, Apicomplexa, Conoidasida, Eucoccidiorida, Cryptosporidiidae.
AUGUCGAAUUACGAAGAAAGAAUUGAAAUUAGUGGUCAGACUCAAAUUAGCGAAAUUAAUUAUAUUGGCAAAAACAGCCUAUCAUAUUUCAUAAACCCUAGAAGUACUUUGAGUGGUAUGUAUCUGGACAUUGAGAGCAAAUACUUCACUAGAAAUGAAAAUAUAUUAAACAAUAAUUCAAUUCGCAUGAAGCAACUCCAUAUUUCGGAUAGAGGCUGUGAAAGUGAGAUUUGGCUCACAUUACCAUUGGUUUUCCCAAUUGCAACUUUACAUAGUGUGACACACCAACGUGAAAGCCAGUUUUGUGAGUCAAAUGGUGGCACUUUAUGUUUUUCUCCUGAAGAAACGAACAUUUCAAGAUUAUUUUCAACAAUUCAAGGUCUCUCAGAUAUUGGGGCAGGUUUUUUUCAAAUGGUAAUUGCAAAAUUCAAAGGAGUUGUCGCUGAGGAUAUUGAAGUAAUAAAAAAUGAAUUUGGAAGAAUAUUUAAAGAUGAGAGCUCAUCAAUCAAUGGAUUUAUUCCUUUCAAGCCUGUUGGAUGGAGGAAAAGAAGUUUUUCCAAAAUGAAUUCUACUAUCCCAAUAGAGGUUAAUGCAAUUGUAAGAGGCACUAUGAUCAACAAACAAGAUUCAUAUUACAAUGCGAUUUUGAUAUCUGAAAACUACACGGAGAGCUGUAAAGAAAACAUAAUCAAGUUGGGAAAACUAUCAAAUAAGUUUUUGGAGAAAAUUAAAUUCAUCUAUCCAUCAUUAGAAAUUAUAAAAGUUUCGGAUUUGGAAAAAGAUAGUUUUUUCGAGGUAACUAUACGAACAGAGCCUAUGCCUUCAUAUGUCUCCUCUAAAGGAGAAGAUUUUGAUUCCAAAGAUAAAAAAUUUUCUUUAUUCCAAAAUUCAUCGGAAAUCAAUAAUUUGAAAUCAAUUUAUCUAGGUGAUAUACGUCUCAUCAAUCCUUAUAAAACUGAAGUAGAUACACGAAUUCCCUGUGGAUUAUUCAAAACUUUUGCGUUGAUUUCAAACCAUUCCAUUUUUGAACAAUCUGAAUGCCGUAUGGCAACAUACAUUCCAUUUUCUCAGAAUCGUAAAAAAAAAUCCAGCCAGAUUAACUAUGAAAAUAGUACUGAAACAGUUCCUAAUAGCUCAAAUUCAAUUCAUCAAUCACAAAUUUCGGAUGUGGUUCAAUACAAAAUAUCAACGCCAAAGCUAUUAACCUUUGGAAACCAUAAUAAAGAAACAAGCAUAAAAACUCCGCCUCCAAGCAACUUUUUCACGAAUAAUUCUAACUGUGUCUCAAACAUAUCUACUUGUGAUUUGGGUUAUAGCACCGUAUUCAACAGUAAUUGGGGUGGAAAAAGCUAUUCAUGCACGCCGACAACAAAGUCAUCUCUUAAUAAAAUUUCAUAUACCCCAUUUUCUUCUACUGAAAUAGAUUCUUCAUCAUGGGUAAGUGCUGAUUUUAAUAUAGAAUCCACUUCCAUCUUUUCUUUUGAACAAGAUAAUCAACAUUUUAUUCCUCCUAGAAUUUCAUCUCUUAACUACAUGAGUAAUCUAUGCAGUAAUGAAAGUAUUAACUACUCGAACAAUAAAUUGCUCUAUUCAAAUUUUAUUUCUGAAAAAUCGUCGUAUGAACCAAUAAAAAAUUUUGAUAACAAUCAUUUAGAUGUUACUCAAAAUUCUUCAGAUAAUAAUGGACUGAACCUCAUAAAAGAAGCUAAAGAACUUAAUAUAAAUGAAAUCCGGGAACCUGUUUUUCGCAAUGAAAAAAAAUCUAACAAAAACCAAACUAUAGAUAUUGAUGAAAACAUUGAAUUUUUUGAAUAUGACUGUUCCCAAUAUUUGGAAAAUAAAGAUUUUGAUAUUUUAAAUAUGUUAGAAAAUAUUUUUUCAGACAAUUCAGUAACGAAUUUAGAGAACCGUAAAAUGGGAUGUAAUAAUCAUCAUUUCAAUGAUUUUGAAAAUGUUAAUGGUAAUGGCAAAUUGUCUGAAAAGAAAACUAACCAAUCACUUGGUAAAGAUUAUGGUGAAAAAUUAAACUUAUGGAGUUUUGAGUUAAAUAAUUCAAGUAUUUGCAUUGGGAAAACAGGCUCAGAUCUACGGCAGAAAGGGAAAGUUUCUGAAUUCGUUCCAAAUGAAUUAAACUAUUUAAAUGAUCAUAUACUUUUUGGUCAGUAA